Molecule: messenger RNA, 2534 nt
Organism: Platichthys flesus (European flounder)
Lineage: Eukaryota; Metazoa; Chordata; Actinopteri; Pleuronectiformes; Pleuronectidae
Product: pyridoxal kinase-like
Exons: 11
Coding region: 179-1114 (311 amino acids)
Biological process (GO): pyridoxal 5'-phosphate salvage
Cellular component (GO): cytosol
Molecular function (GO): pyridoxal kinase activity
Source: RefSeq, a predicted model, not a curated record
GAGGAAACAGCAACUGUCUGUCAGAAGCAGUAGCAGUAGCAGCAGCGCCGCUUCCUCUCCGUCCGUCAGUCUUUGGACUUGUCCGUCACACGCCGAGCUGCGGUGAACCUCUCGUCCUCCGCGCGUCUUCAGGCUGUAGCCGCCUGCGCCCCCGUCCCGUGUGUCCUCAGACGCAGUCAUGGAGUGUCGCGUGCUGUCCAUUCAGAGUCACGUUGUCAGGGGAUACGUCGGGAACAAGUCGGCAUCAUUUCCUCUGCAGGUGCUGGGCUUUGAAGUGGACUCUAUCAACUCCGUCCAGUUCUCCAAUCACACAGGCUACUCCCACUGGAAGGGACAAGUGCUGACAGCAGAGGAGCUGAACGUCCUGUAUGAGGGCAUCAAGCUCAACGAGGUGAACCACUAUGACUACAUCCUCACAGGUUACAGCAGGGACACGUCCUUCCUGGGAACGGUGGUUGAUAUUAUUCAGGAGCUGAAGCAAGCCAAUCCGAGCCUUGUAUAUGUUUGUGAUCCUGUUAUGGGCGACCAGGGUGCUAUGUAUGUUCCAGAGGAACUUUUGCCAGUCUACAAAGACAAAGUAGUGCCUUUGGCUGACAUCCUCACCCCCAACCAGUUUGAAGCAGAGCUAUUAACUGGGAGGAAAAUCCAAACAGAAGAAGAUGCUCUUGAGGUGAUGGAGCUUCUUCAUAAAAUGGGGCCAGACACUGUGGUCCUCACCAGUACGGACCUCCCAUCAAAACUUGGGGACCAGUUCCUUGUGGCCCUUGGGAGCCAAAAAAUAGUGAAACCAGAUGGGACCAAGACCACUCAGAAAAUCUGCAUGGACAUCCCCAAAGUCGAUGCUGUAUUUGUGGGGACAGGAGACCUUUUUGCCGCCAUGUUGCUUGCCUGGACUCACCUUCACCCCAAGGACCUGAAGGCUGCCUGUGAAAAGACUUUGUCAGUGAUGCACCAUGUCAUUAAGAGGACCAUUGCUUACGCCAAUGAGGUUGCUGGUCCCGGGAAAAGGCCCAGUCCUGCACAACUGGAGCUGAGAAUGGUUCAGAGCAAAGCCGACAUCGAGAAUCCUGCCAUCGUAGUGGAAGCAAAGGUUGUAGAAAAGUCCUCUCAAUGAAGGCGGUAGCAUUGUGUGUGUGAACAUUCACAUCGUGCUGGUACGAAUCGGUUUAGAAUUUGGGCGCUCCGUCAGACACAUGUAGGAUUUCCACAUCAGAGACUGUCACAUGUCUCUGCCUUACUCUCCGAGGGAGUACUACUAUGUUUUGGGCUCAGAAGGAUUUUUUGUAUGCACAUACUGGAAUCACUGCCAUAUGUCUGUACUAUAGCCAUUUUAGAUGGUACCUACUAUGAUCAAGAUUAUUUUGUGCGAUUAAAACAUUUCAUCUUGUUUAAAGUAUUUAAAUAUAAAGGGCCCAUUCUGGGGUAAUGAAAACCACAAUUCGUAUAAUUUAGAUGAAACACAUUAGUGAAAACAUCACUAGGAUUAUUUCAUAUUCAGUUUCGACCAAAUGAUCCUUUCCCCUAGAUCUUACACACUGACCCUUUAAGCUCAAGAGAAAAUACACAACUCCAGUGUCUACUUGUUUGGUUAGGAUAGUUAGUCAGCCUUCAUAACAUGUACUUAAAGUGUGAUGCUCACAAGGCAUUAUAAGCACAGCCGUGUUCUAUAAUAUAUUAAGUUAGGUCAGAAGUAAUACACAAUUCAUGAGCAAAGAGGUCUCUGUCCCCUGGUGGGGAAGGAAAAAAGGGGUAAAUAUACCAACCAUUCUAAUCAUAGUGAUGAUGUCAAUGUCCUUUUACCGCAUUGUGACUUUUCUGAAAUCGUGAUAAAGAUAUGAACGCAUGCAGUGUGCUUAUAUUGCACUUGGGUGUUUAUCAUGCACUUUAAGUCCUUAAACAUUUAAGAUUGGAUGCAUUAGCCAAUAUGAAUUAACAGUUACGUGAUUUCAAACUUAUUUUUGUAGUGCAAUUUAUUUUCCAUGGUUAUCUAAAAUACAGUGUCAGUAAUUGCUGAGGUAAUAUAACUUCCAUCUCAUGCAAUGAGUAUGUAGUCUUUAAAGUUUUAAUUAACCCAAAUGAUGUGACUUUGUUUAGUUUUAGAGAAAUCGUUACUUACUAAUUAUUCAUGAAUCUAGGUUGUCUAAGAUUUUUUCAAACGGUUUUUCACCUCCUUUAUUAAAUUAUGCAAUGCUUUCUUGAACUAGCGGAUGUGUUACAUGUUAGUUUAAUGUCUUAAGCAUCUCAAAUUGAGGUAUUUGCACAGAUAAUCUUUAAAAUAUUUACUAGUUAUUUUCAUGUUUGACUUUUUGUCAUAUCUCAAGGAAAGAGUCGGUUAUGUGAGACCAUGCUGUGUAAUAGCCUUAACAGGGUUAGGAAGGAGAAAGAAGACAUUGGUUGUGAAUGUUUUUUGUGUCCCGAUAGCUGAUCACCAACAACAUAUAAUAUUAGAAAGUCAAGUGCCAAAUUUUUAACUGCUGCUCUGAUCUAGAUGAAUAUAAGAACAAGAAUAAUAAAUGAUUAAUCUUUUACUGAAA